Molecule: messenger RNA, 867 nt
Organism: Nicotiana attenuata
Lineage: Eukaryota; Viridiplantae; Streptophyta; Magnoliopsida; Solanales; Solanaceae
Exons: 3
Coding region: 1-867 (288 amino acids)
Source: RefSeq, a predicted model, not a curated record
AUGGGUGGAAAAGUCUUGUUGACGAGUUCUGUAAGAAGACGGGAAAAGACUAUGAUAAAAAAAAUAAAAAAUCAUUGGGAUUACAUGAAAGGAGAAUGGACACUUUUUAAGCAGUUGAUGAGAGGGGAGACGGGGUUAGGAUGGGAUGCCACGAAAAAUACGAUUAUGGCAGAUGAUGAUUGGUGGGAGCGAAAAAUUAAGGAGAAUGCAAAAUAUAAGAAAUUUAGGAACAAAGAUCUUUCGCUCAUAUGGUUUCGCUACGAUGCACUGUUUGCUGAUGUUGUUGCCACAGGAGAAAGAGCACGUGCAGCAAAUCAAGAACAAUCAUCGGGCAUUGGACUUAAUCUCGAUGAAGAAGGGAUAAAUGUUAUUGAUGAUUGUGACAAAGAACACUUCACUUAUCUUAAUGAUGAAAUGAGCGAUGAAAGUGAUGAUCUACAGAAUAUAAAUUCUGUUGUGUUUCCAGAGCCAUCACUAAAAAGACAAAAAUCAACUGAUGGUGUUAGUAGCAGUAGUCAAGUAAGAAAGAGUAAGAAAAAAACAGCUGCAACAUUAAUAAAAGAGGAUAUACACUCUCUCAUAGAGUUUAUGUCUAGCAAAAGCACUGCUACAUCUCCUGCAGUUGAUGAGACAUCCAUCGAGAAGUGUAUUGGCACGUUGGGACAAAUUCCCUGGAUAUUCUAUGCCUGGAUUGAAAUGGAGAGUUCAAACUCUAGUGACAUAAUAGAUCCUUAUCCAAGUUAUUCGUCAGACGAUGAAGAUGAAGAAAAACUGGAGGAAAUACAGAGGAGCAAGUUGAGAAAGGAAUGGACUGCUGAAAUGAGAGAUAUAUUCCAUCUGUUGAUCCUGAUGUUGGUCAGUCUUUGA